Molecule: messenger RNA, 1546 nt
Organism: Beta vulgaris subsp. vulgaris (sugar beet)
Lineage: Eukaryota; Viridiplantae; Streptophyta; Magnoliopsida; Caryophyllales; Amaranthaceae
Product: cytoplasmic tRNA 2-thiolation protein 1
Exons: 10
Coding region: 130-1200 (356 amino acids)
Biological process (GO): tRNA wobble position uridine thiolation
Cellular component (GO): cytosolic tRNA wobble base thiouridylase complex; mitochondrion
Molecular function (GO): tRNA binding
Source: RefSeq, a predicted model, not a curated record
UCCAUAUUGGUAAAAAAAAAAAAAAAAGUUACCGUUGCGGCGCCAUCGUGGGAGAAUCGCACGGCCGUCAAUCGUCAUUAGAGGUUAUACAAAGAAAAGGGUAUCGCUAAUCAGUGUUAAACGGUAAAAAUGUCGGAGGAUCUGAAAUCGAAAAGCAGAGGAGCUCGUCAAUGCUCUCUUUGUCAUCUUCGAAGACCUGCUCUUAAACGCCCUAAAACUCUUCAACAGAUUUGCAGGGAAUGUUUUUAUGAAGUGUUUGAAGAAGAGAUUCAUGAUUGUAUAGUAGAUAAUCAUCUGUUUAAGCCUGGGGAACGCGUUGCUAUUGGUGCUUCUGGUGGAAAAGAUUCCACUGUCCUUGCAUAUGUGUUGUCAGAGUUGAAUCGGCGACACAACUAUGGUCUGGAUCUCUUCUUAUUAUCAGUUGAUGAGGGCAUCACAGGUUACAGGGAUGACUCACUUGAAACUGUAAAAAGGAAUGAAAUCCAAUAUGGGUUGCCCCUGAAAGUUGUUUCUUACAAAGAUUUGUACGGAUGGACAAUGGAUGAGAUAGUGAAGAUGAUAGGGUUAAAGAACAAUUGUACGUUCUGUGGAGUAUUCAGGCGUCAGGCCCUUGAUCGAGGUGCUGCAAUGUUGAAAGUAGACAAGCUUGUUACCGGACACAAUGCAGAUGAUAUUGCUGAGACAGUGCUAUUGAACAUAUUACGUGGAGAUAUUGCCAGAUUGAGUAGAUGCACCUCAAUAACAACCGGAGAAGAUGGACCAAUUCCAAGAUGCAAGCCGUUUAAAUAUACAUACGAGAAGGAGAUUGUUAUGUAUGCGUAUUUCAAGAGGCUGGAUUACUUCUCUACUGAAUGCAUUUACUCUCCAAAUGCAUAUCGUGGUUUUGCACGGGAAUUCAUUAAAGAUUUGGAGAGGAUUAGACCCAGGGCCAUACUCGAUAUCAUUAAAUCAGGAGAAAGCUUUAGGAUUGCCACUUCAACAAAAAUGCCAGAGCAGGGAACUUGUGAGCGUUGUGGUUAUAUAUCAAGUCAGAAAUGGUGCAAGGCUUGCGUCUUGCUUCAUGGCUUGAACCGUGGUCUUCCGAAGUUGGGAAUUGGGAGGAGUCGUGGUCAUGAAAAUGAUGAGUGUAAAGAGGAAGCUAAACAAAUAAAUGGAAGCAAGGAGGUCCAAGGGAAACCAUGUGGAAAUAUAGACUUCUGAUGCUAAUAUCUUUGUAUUAUGUUUCCUUAAUGCGUAAUCAGGUUCAUGUUGUUGAGGACCUGCUUCAUUAUAACACAGAGAAGUAUGCUGAAGGAUUUAUUGUUCUGUUAUGUUAUGAAGAUAGCCAAAGGAAGAGGUCAAUAGCCAACAUUUGAUUGUCAUUUUCUCAAUUUUUAUCAGUUUUUUUAUCAUCAAUACAUUCGAGCAAACCUUGGGAAUAAGGCUUAGUUGUUGUUGUUGUUGUAAUACAUUCGAGCAAAAUAUUGCUAAUUAAUUAUGUACUUCGUAUUCAACAAUGAGAAUUUUUGUUAGAAAUGAUAAACAGAUCCAAGAGAACUAAUCAAUA